AUGGCACCUAACAUGCAGAACGAAAUCGAAUACCUGGUCCGCCACAGAGUAGACCAGGAAAGCAAAACUGUCGAAUUUCUCGUGCAGUGGGUCGACGGCCCACGAUCUUGGGAGCCUGAGGAGGUUCUCCAAAGACUUGAUCACAAAAUUAUCUAUGACUACUGGAUAGAUCGUGGUGGCCGAGAUGAGGCGACGGGCCUGGAACAACAUCACGUCUUCAAGGUCAAAUGCAAGGGCUGGAAAAGAGGGGAAUGGUGUUAUAACUGUCAUUGGGUUGGAUACCCACCUGAUCAGGAUACCUGGGAGCCAGAAGCAAAGAUCAUGGACAUCGCUCCGGCCGCUAUACAGGAUUGGGAGGCCCGCGAAGCCGCCCGCCAAGCGAAGGUAGCAGCUCGAAAAGCGGCUGCGAGCCAACAAUAG
Molecule: messenger RNA, 420 nt
Organism: Fusarium subglutinans
Lineage: Eukaryota; Fungi; Ascomycota; Sordariomycetes; Hypocreales; Nectriaceae
Exons: 1
Coding region: 1-420 (139 amino acids)
Source: RefSeq, a predicted model, not a curated record